Messenger RNA from Pteronotus mesoamericanus, 4801 nucleotides. RefSeq names its product solute carrier family 35 member E2B (gene SLC35E2B). The transcript has 9 exons. Gene Ontology annotation, molecular function: antiporter activity. Gene Ontology annotation, cellular component: Golgi apparatus. The record is from RefSeq and is a predicted model, not a curated record. The coding region runs from base 263 to 1480 and encodes 405 amino acids. NCBI's taxonomy places the organism in Eukaryota, Metazoa, Chordata, Mammalia, Chiroptera, Mormoopidae.
ACUUCCAGCCCCCGCCUCGCAGGCCGCACCCGAGCCCACGGCCUGACCCUGGGGCGCCCGUGCGCCGGACGCGAGACCUCGGCUUUGGAUGCCGAGGGCGCGCCUUGGAGUUGGGUGGCGGCGGUUCGCGCUGUUGCCGAGGCCGGCGGGGGACACAGCCGUGCGCCCGCUCCUGGCUGGUGGCGCCCCCGCGGCGGGCCCCGCGCCCUGCCUUCCCCCUGAGGCCAUCGGGCCGAGGUAAGGGCGCGGCCGCGGGGGCGCCAUGGCAGCGCCCACCAAGUCCCCGGCCCCAGCAGACCUGGCCCCAGGCGCCGCGGAGCCGCCCCGCGGGAAGCUGCCCCUCGGCUGGGGCCCUCUGUUCGGCCACCGCAGCGAGAAGAUCCUUUUUGCCGAGAGCGAGAGCGCCCCCGAGGAGAGCGUGCUGGCCGUCACCAUCACCGAGACCACGGUCAUCGAGUCGGACCUGGGCGUGUGGAGCUCGCGGGCUCUGCUCUACCUCGCGCUCUGGUUCUUCCUCAGCUUCUGCACCCUCUUCCUCAACAAGUACAUCCUGUCGCUGCUGGAGGGCGAGCCCAGCAUGCUGGGCGCGGUGCAGAUGCUCUCCACCACCUGCAUCGGGUGCUUGAAGACCUUCGUCCCCUGCUGUUUGCAUCAGCACAAAGCCCGGCUCUCCUACCCACCCAACUUCAUCACAACCAUGCUCUUCGUGGGCCUCAUGAGGUUUGCCACCGUGGUCCUGGGCCUGGUCAGCCUGAAGAACGUGGCGGUGUCGUUUGCCGAGACGGUGAAGAGCUCCGCCCCCAUCUUCACCGUGAUCCUCUCGCGGAUGAUCCUGGGGGAGUACACAGGGCUGCUGGUCAACCUCUCCCUCGUCCCCGUCAUGGGAGGCCUGGCGCUGUGCACCGCCACCGAGAUGAGCUUCAACGUCCUGGGGUUCUCGGCUGCGCUGUCCACCAACAUCAUGGACUGUUUGCAGAACGUUUUCUCAAAAAAGCUGCUCAGCGGGGACAAGUACAGGUUCUCGGCAGCCGAGCUGCAGUUCUACACGAGUGCCGCGGCCGUGGCCCUGCUGGUCCCCGCCUGGGUUUUCUUCAUGGACCUGCCGGUGAUCGGCAGGAGCGGGAAGAGCUUCAGCUACACGCAGGACGUCGUGCUGCUGCUGCUGAUGGACGGCGUCCUGUUCCACCUCCAGAGCGUCACUGCGUACGCCCUCAUGGGGAGGAUCUCCCCUGUGACCUUCAGUGUCGCCAGCACCGUGAAGCACGCCCUGUCCAUCUGGCUCAGCAUCAUAGUUUUCGGCAACAAAGUCACCAGCCUGUCGGCCGUGGGCACCGUCCUGGUGACGGCCGGCGUCCUGCUCUACAACAAGGCCAAGCAGCACCAGCGGGACGCCAUGCAGAGCCUCGCCUCGGCGGCCAGCCGGACGCCGGGGGCCAGCGCCGAGCCGCUGGCCCCCACGGAGCCCGGGCCGCACCACUGAGCUCCGGAGCCGUGGUGGGUGCCGGGCCCCGGGCACCGCGAGCAUCUGUCCUCCUGACGGGCGCGGCCCUCCACACCCUGGCCUGCGCCCUGCCCCCGCCACAGCCCAGAGGGGUGGGGAAAGGCAUGGGCAGCUCUAACUGCCCCUUUUAGGGGUUCCAGUCAAAACCAGCGGGACCUCAAAGGGUUCCCCAGACGUCCGCUUCCUGGGAGAGGCCAGAGCCAACUGUCGCUGAGCCAUUGCCAUGUAAUGUGAAAACUGCCUCCCGCAGCCCCCUUGCCAGGAACGGGAGGGGUGCGGACCCGCCAGCCUCGCUGCGCACCAUCUCCCACUGCGGUUCUGGUUCCUCCGUGGGCGACAGCCACAGAGACGACUGCAAAGCCACAGCUGGUCCAGGUGCCAACAUGAGCCGUCCCCUGCUCGGUGUCGGAGGAGGGAACUCACCUGCCCAAGCCAGCCAUCAGGCUGCCGAAGGCGCGUCCCGUGCCUCGGCCAUUUGGGGAGACCUCUGUGCCAGGACAGUCCCCACCCCGGCCUGGGCACAGAGGCUAUGGAGCCCGGCAGAGUGGGGCGGGGACACCCGGGGCGCAGAAGCAAGGGACCCCUGCUGCUGAGGGCCACGUGUGCGGCCCUGCCUUCCUGCCCUUGUCCCUGAGGUGUCUUCUCCCCGUCCUGGAGCUGCCCACACCUGCCACCACCUAGGGAAGAGUGACUCCAGGGAGGGAAAGGCCCCGCCCCCUGGAGUCCGUGAGGCGCCAGGCCCCCUCCUGCUCUGGGGCCUCCCCCAGCAGUGACAUCUGCCUGCAGCGCGGAGCAAGGGCGGGAAUGUGGGCGGGCGCUCCACAGGUCCCUGGGGCUCUGCCUGUCUUCCCGAAGCUGGACCCUCCUGAAGGAAUGCGCAGGGGGCGGGCGUGGGGAAGAAUGUGUGGGGUGUUUACAGUUUCCGUGACGCUGCAUUCGAAACGACAGUGUAGUUUCCUACCGGGGGCACACAGGCACAGGGGCCCUGGGAUUGUCAGGCAGCCACUCUCGGAACUGCCGCCUGGCUCAGCCUGGCUGUCCCCGCAGUGUUCAGACGACCGCGUGGGUGUCUGCACUCUGCGUUGUGCUGAGACUGCCAACCUGGUGGGAUUUCUGAUGGAGACCAGUGUGUCACCAGCCAGCCUUCCAGGGCCGCUCCUUCGAGAGCCCCUCUGACCAGCACGGUCCUGAGCCCUGGGGCUGGCCGGAGGCAGCCCUACCCGGCGAGCAGGUCUGGCCCCGGCCACCUGGACCCUGCUUGGGGGACGGAGACCUGACUGAUGACAGGAGCCUGAGGCCCUCGCCAUCCCGUCCAGUCCCCCGCCCUGUGGCUCAGGCUCUGGGCUCCUACAGCCAGGCCGCCGGCUUUCCUGUCAACGUGUCCACCGGAAAAUACGGAAACAGCCUCCUUGGGAGGUCAGACCUCUUGGAAACAGCAAUAAUUGGGUCUCGUGAAGCUCAGCCUACUUGAAGAGUUUGCCAUGAUGAUGAUUUAAAAUGAGGCCUUUUAAACAACAACCUUUUCAUGAAGCUGACCCGUGGCCAGAGGACAGGCAGGCGUGGGGUUGCCUGCUUGACAAGCUCACUUUCACUGUGCGGGUGUUUCUUGUGUGACUCCCCAGACUUCCGGUCCCUUUCCUCCUCCUCUUCCCCCAAAACAAAAGUAAAACUAAGGGGGAUGCGUUGGAGGUGGCCGGGGAGCGGGGAGGUGGCAUUGGUCUGAGAGGACCGUGUGAGAGCUGCUCUGUGGGGCUCCCGCCAGCUCUGCGGUGCGGUGUGGCGUGGGCGGGGCUCGUGUGUGGCCGCCCUGGCGCGGGACACCCACAUGGGCCUUCUCCCGGACUUCGUCAUCGAGGUGUAAUCAGACACACCCGCCUGUGUCCAAGUAUUGUCAGGGAUUUCCAGACCCCAUGGCCCGUGACGUGCCCCACCCUCCACUCUUACCAGUGGCUUUCAGCCAGUGAUUUUUGGAGUUUUUGGACCAGAAGCAAAAUGAAGAUUUUCCUAAAUUAUUAGUAAGUGAGGCAAUUUCCUGCAAAGCUGCUUUUGAGACUUGCCUCGUCCCAGGCUGCGGCUGGCACGGCCCUUGCUCGGGGCUCACAUUCCUUCCAUUAGUCUUGUCUCGGCCCCAAGUCUCCCACUUCUCGGGCAUUUCCAGACAGCCCUGCGUGGAGAGGCAGGGCGCACAGCCUCGCUCGGCCUUUUAACGGCUGUACAGAUGAGACACACUUUCUCUUACCUUUGUCUAGUUUUUCUAGUGUGUUCCCUGCACCUUCUCGGGGGUGUGGGCACCAGCGUUGGAGUCGCGUGUCGUUACCUCCCCUGGGGGUUCCUGUGCCUGGCUGUCCGUGCCUUUUCGAACAAGCACUUGAGCCAAGCUCUGAGGCAGGUCAUCUGCUCACGUCCAUUGGUCACACCGGCCUCUGGCUUUCAGCUCUUCCCCUACUGGAUGCCACAAAAAGCUGCUUGUUUUUGAAUUCAAAUAGUCACCAUUUGUGCAUCACAGCAUGAAAGUCAUCUGCCUUGGAGAGCUGAGAACACCCUUGCACAACCCAAAACGUGUAUUUAAUUUGAGGAAAAAUAAGCGUGGUGAGCAGGAAAAAAUGUGCUGCACAAAGAAUGUCAGCCACGUGAAGCUGUGCUCAGAAUACUUUCCCCCAGACCGGUGGUUUGGCGUCCUGCCGCGUUCUGGUCACUGAGACGGGCCGGUGUGGGUGGCAGGCGCACGUGGCUCUUUAAUCUGCCCAAGUGAUGUGCUUCCUCAGGCCUGAAAGUAUUUUCACAGUUUCCCUGGGUUGGAAAAAUUAAGGAUGUUUCAUCGCAGACAGAUACCCUCUUCUGCUUUCGCCUUUGACCAACUUCAUGCUAAGGGCUUUAUUGUUUCCCGGAAUAUCUGCCCGUCCUGGUAGGGGCCUCUUAAUUUUCUUAGUUUGUAAGUUCCAGUCUCCCAGUGAAUCUGCCUGUUUUUCUCUGUCCCGGGUGAGGAGCCAAGAGCAGAUGGGGGUCAGCUGUGUCCCGGGCAGCCGAGGCAUAAAACUGUCAGCCUCGCUCGCCCAGGUUGUGAGUGAUGGCCACGGGCCCUGUGCCCAGAUGUCCAAACGGGGUUAGAAACUGGGAACUGGCCAAGUGUUUUGUUUGUCUGGGUUGUGGGGUGGGGUUGUUUUUUCCUUUUUUUUUUUUUCUUUUGGCCAGUUUUCAUUUGGGGAAAGCGGGUGUUCAGCUGAUUUGCUGUUUGUAGACUGUUCGCUGCUGUCCGAGUUGAGUCUGAAUCAGUCGGAGGGGCUGCGGCCUCUGCCGGGG